Molecule: messenger RNA, 3762 nt
Organism: Myxocyprinus asiaticus (Chinese sucker)
Lineage: Eukaryota; Metazoa; Chordata; Actinopteri; Cypriniformes; Catostomidae
Product: heat shock protein beta-7-like
Exons: 3
Coding region: 1193-1780 (195 amino acids)
Source: RefSeq, a predicted model, not a curated record
GAACCAGGAAUAUUCCUUUAAUAUCAUCUAAAUACAACUGAAUGUUAUUUGUAAAGCUGCUUUAAGGCUAUGGAUGCCUUACUGUGCUUUACAAAACAUGAACAUUGUAUCAGAUGUUGUAUUGUAAUUACCAUCAUCUACAUGAAUUAGUGCGACUUUUGCACGGGCAAACAGCACUCAAUUUUUUAUCAUAAAACUGGUUAUUAUAUGCAAUAUAAAUAACAUUUACAAACUUUGGAGUAUAAAGCUAAAACAGCUUGAUAAAGAGGCAUUCACAUGAUUCGUGUCGGGGCAUCAACACAACGCUCAUCGCCAGUGUCAAGCACUGCUUUGACCUCCACAUGACAAGCGUUGAAGAUAGCAUCACGCACAGCGAUUUUAUAAGUUUGCUAGACAAGAACAUAUAUUGCAUAUAUGCAAAUUGUCCAGUAACCACUGGCUGAAGCUUCGAAAGGUCAGCGGCAAUGAUGUCAAAGUUGAAAUUGUUUGACCGUGUGAUGUGUGCACAGAGUGGCACCGAUGGCAAUGCUGAAGCUAAUGCUUCACUCCAUAAGGUUCAAUGUACUCUACAACGUUGAUGCGAGUGUGUAAUUUCUGCCCCACGCUACCCGUCUUCCAUUGAUCAAACAAACAGACAGUCCCGCCCCCAACUCACGGCAUUGGUUGAGUCUUUGCUGUCAUGUCGUUAUGGUCGGGUCACUCAAAACAAACAGGAACAAAGGUAGUGCUUAUGUUUUUGAGAAAAUUGACCUACAAAUAGCUUACUUAAAGUUGUCUCUGCAUAUUAUGCUGGGAUAGGUGAAAGUAUUUUAACUUUUUUCACAUUUUAUUUUUUAUUUUUAUGAAUCAAUCCAUAAACUUCUAAUUGUUUUGUUUGUGCUUUGGUGACAAACUGGGUUUACUUUCAUUUGAUGGUGACGGUUACGUUUAAGUUACUAAUUUUAAGAGCAGCUUUUAGAUCAUUGGGUCUUCUGAUAACUGUGUUUGUGUUGGGGGUCUCCUGCUCAUUUGGAGAGCUUUUCCAUAUCUUAUCUUCUUGACCGUUAUUCUAGGAGUGGAUGCCAGGAGUCAAAGCCUUUUAUGGAGUGGUGAGGCUGCUCAGCUGACCCACAAUGCAUGGGGCCAAACUCUCUUUAUAACCCACUCAGAGUCAGACCACACGGUUAUCCUCCAUCCGUGAUCCCAUUCUGUCAUGACUUCUCUGAGCAGUCCUUCGGCCUCUCGUUGCUCCUCUUCCUCAUUCCACCGCUCGUCACGUUACAGCACGAGUACCGUGAGGUCCUUCAGCUCUGAUGCUCUCCAGCCGAGACUUCACAGUCAGUUUGGAGAAGAAACCUCCAUCAACUCCAUCACAAAUGGGUUUGAGCCGGAGCAAGAGUCCUUCACCUGUUACCAUGGUGAUUCACAGGAUGAGUCUUCGUGGAAUGAGUCCUUUGGAGGUUACCAAGUUCCGGGCUCUGGGCGCCCGGCCAGAAUGGGUGUAGUGAGUGCAGUGGGCGACCGCUACUUCCUGUCCGCAGAUGUCAGUGGGUUUGAGCCACAGGAAGUGGUGGUGCUGGCGUAUAAUCAGUGUGUAGUUAUUCAUGCAGAGAAGAUGGGAGCAGAUGGAAGUGUCGCAGGCAAGUUUACCCAUAAGUCUCAGCUGCCAGCAGACAUGGACCCACUGUCUGUGAGCAACACACUGACUGCAGAGGGGAUGCUGGUUAUCAGCGUCGGACGUGUCCCAAAUCUAUCAGCCAAAUCUCUGACUCCUGUCUUCCACUCCGAAACUCACCUUUGACCUGCAUCCUUUGAUCUUCGUUAAUCUUUACACUGCAGACAAGAGCAACAUUGAAAACAGCAUCUUACAAUCCAGUCAAAUCUGAUAUAUCUUAUUAUUUUUUAAGUGUCUUUUAAAUAGAUUAUAAAAGUCUCUACAUUUUUAGAAGAAUAUCUCAGCUCUGUAGGUCCAUACAAUUAAAUGGUGACCAGAACUCUGAAGCAGUGUUUUAAUCCAUGUCUUCUGAAGUGAUAUGAUAGGUGUGGGUGAGAAACAGAUCAAUAUUUAAGUCCUUUUUUAAUAUAUAUAAAUCACCACUUUCACUUUCACAUUGUUCUUCUUUUGUUUUUGGCCAUUUGCAUUCUUUGUGCAUAUCGUCACCUACUUGGCAGGAGGAGAAUUAAUGGUAAAAAGGAUUAACAAGAGUGUGAUGAGUUCUAAGAGAACCCAUAAUAGCGAAGAGUUGAGCUUGAGCUUAGGUUGAGGACAUGUACAAGUAUGUUGCUUAUUGAUUACUCAAACAACAUUUCAACUAAUCUCCAAACUUUGCAUUUCCAACCAAAAUGUUUGUGUAAUUUUUUUUUUAAGUUCUGUUGUCUUUUAAGUUGUGUGUGUGUGUGUGUGUGUGUGAGAGAGAGAGAGAGAGAGAGAACAAUUUAGAUGGUAAUUGUCAUGACAGUAACUUUUACUGGCAGCAAAAUUCAAUUCCAUGCUUGUUCUUCAUACAUAUCCUGUAUGUAUAUUGAUUGGCACUUUGCUUGAUUGUAACACACUGCUGUAGAUCUAGAUACACUAAAUACUUUAUGGCAUUUUUAAAUAGAUGAUCUAAUCACAGAACUGAUGACAGACUGACAGAUGAGAGAAACAAGAAGAGAGAGUUGUGUGUUGCUAACAUAGUUUAGGAAUACAGCAUAAAAUUAGAUGAGAAAACAUGCAAAUCUGAGUCAAAUUUACUGUAAUUAGAGCAGACAGAUGGGUAUCACAACCAGGGACUAAAAACAAAUGUUUUUCAUUUUGGUUCGUUCUGAGCAGAAACUGAUUUUUUUUUUUACUUUCUGUUCUGGCGUUCCGCUGCCUCCUUCCCAAAUGGUAAAUGGUUGGAACAAAAUUAAAGAACGGUUAAUAACAUUCUUUAAAAAAUAAAAUAAAAAAAUGACCGUACUCUGUACUAAGGGUGGGUGAUACACCAGUGCAGUUUUAUCAGAUAUCUCUAGAAAAAAAAAAGGACCUGGUCUGGAAAAACAAGCACAAAAUAAGGGACUUGCCUCAAACAAAAUAAGUGAAAAUAAAAAUGUUUCCCAUGUGGUGGAAUCAUCAGCAUAGAAAUCAUAACAAGCAAAGUAUAGAUUAGUCUAUAUAAAAUAACAUCCUUUCAAUAAAUGUCUUCUUAAUAUUAAAUAUAUGCCCAAAAAUAUUUUAAAUAUUUAAAAAAUACAUCUGGCCAUGUAAAAUCAAUUCAUAGCCAAAAUCUCUCUCUCCUGAAUGCAUGCACACACUGCUUGGGCAUGUUUGGACUAAACGUCAUCUUAUGCGGGCUGAAUUAUUUUAUUUUAAUUAUAUCUUUUAAUCACAGGUGUUUCUUGUCAGAACCUGGCAGCAUCAAAUCUGUAUUAAUGCAUCAUGUCUAACAAUAAUUCAGUGAAUUUGUGAACUUGGAAACAACUGAGAAAUGUACUUUUUACCUCAAUAUUUUUUCCUUGUAUCUGCAUUAACCGUGCAUGUAUACGUAGUAAUUAUAUACUGUAAAUUUGUCUUCAGCGUGUCACAGAAGGCUUCAUCCACAGCAUGCCUUAAGGCAAAGGAAUGUGUGAUGCGGCAGUUUCCUUCAGAAUCAAUGUUCAACAUGAUGUUCAACUAAAAAGAUAAAAGCCAACAGGAAGUGGUGUAAUUCUGAAAAUGUACUGUGAUAAACCAAUUAGACUUUGGUUUUAUAAAACUUAAAACCUGUUAUUAACCAAUUAUCAACAUCUAAAAAUAAAGUUUUCACUCUAGAACAAUUGAAA